GGGUAAAACGAAGAAAACUCGUAAAAUAGUAGAAAGGCGCUACGCCAAAAUGAAGAAAAUGAUCAGUUUGAGUGACCCACGGAUAAAGGAGUCCCUCAGACAACCCCCGAAGAAGAAAAAACCCGAAGACCCUCAUCAGAUGAAAGUGAACGAAGUUCCUCAAAUCAGCUCGGCAUUGUUCCGUCAGUAUAACACCCAGUUGGGCCCCCCCUACCAUAUACUCGUCGACACCAAUUUUGUCAACUUCUCUGUGAAAAACAAGCUGGACAUCAUUGAGAACAUGAUGGACUGCCUCUACGCCAAAUGCAUUCCAUACAUCACGGACUGUGUCUUAGGGGAACUGGAGAAACUCGGCCAAAAGUACAGGGUAGCUCUGAAAAUAGUCAAAGACCCCCGCUUCGAACGAAUCCGAUGUAUGCACCAGGGAACGUACGCUGACGAUUGCCUGGUGCAACGUGUCACACAACAUAAGUGUUACAUAGUGGCAACAAACGAUAAAGACUUGAAAAGGCGGAUCCGGAAAAUUCCGGGGGUGCCGAUUAUGUAUGUGUCGCAACACAGGUAUACUAUCGAGAGGAUGCCUGAUGCUUACGGGGCGCCAAAGUAGCGAAAUAAAUGAUUUUUAUAUA
Molecule: messenger RNA, 629 nt
Organism: Leptinotarsa decemlineata (Colorado potato beetle)
Lineage: Eukaryota; Metazoa; Arthropoda; Insecta; Coleoptera; Chrysomelidae
Gene: Bka
Product: FCF1 rRNA-processing protein Bka
Cellular component (GO): small-subunit processome
Source: RefSeq, a predicted model, not a curated record